CCACGGCCACCACCUACGACAGCUCAGCUUGCUCUGCAGCCACAUCUUCCAUCGCUCCAUGGCAGCCAAUCUUUACAUGCUUUGGUGCAGGCCAUGCAAAACCACCCAGAAGAUGCUGAAAAGCAGCUAUUCGGCGUGAUCAGCUUCGCUGCUGUUUGCAGUGGUGCUGAUUUGGAGUGCAAAGGCCGAGCAAUGGAUGCAGGGGCUUUUGAGGCGUUGCUUCAUGCUUUGCGCUACCAUGGUCAUGUCCCCUCCAUGCAAGAAUGGAUUGCCCGCUGUUUUGAGAGCCUCCCAGAAGCUUUGUGGAGCUUUAUUCAGACCCUGAAACGGGAUCCCCAAGAUGUUGAGUUGCAGAUUCUAGGUGGCAUGUGUUUGGCAAGACUCCACAAACCAGAGUGUCAUGAGGCUGCUGCAGACGCUGGUGUUUGUGAGGCUUUUGUCCAAGCAAUGCGCUUGCACGCCGAUGACAAUGAAGUGCAAAAUGCUGCAGCAAUUGGUCUUCGUGCAAACUGUCUUGGUCCAACUUCCGAGCCACUACCGCCCAAGGUAGCCAACAAAACAACCAAGUUGGCAUUGGGUCAUGGUGCCGUGGAUGCCCUUGUGGAAGCCGCCCAAAUGCAUUCCGAAGACUUCGACGUGUUAUACAAUUGCACUCUUGCGCUUGGCAGUAUUGUUAGAUUCAGAGCGCAGGAAUGCCGCAAGCAUGCGGGUGAGAUCGUCCAGGUCAUGUUACGCGCAUUGAAGAGCCCUCGUCAAGAUUUCAGGGUGACAUUUGUGGCCAAGAUGUGUCUCAAAGAUGUUCCAGGUGCUUUGUGCAGCCUCGUGGAAACCAUGAAUUCUGCCCCUGCCGAUGUCGAUGUGCAACAUUGGAGCUCGUGGUGGUUGGCAGAGGUAUUCUCUGCGGAUAUCACUGGUCCCCUCAUUGUCGACUAUCCAACUACCUGUGUUUUGCACGCCUUGGUUUGUGCUAUGCGAAACCACCCCACACGCACUCACGUGCAGACUCAUGCAGCUGCUGCACUAGGCGCCAUUUGUGCAGGGUGGGACUCAGAUGCACUCGAGCGUCAGAGGAAUGCUGUGGAUGCUGGUGCUUUGCAAGUUGUAGUGCAGGCCAUGAGAAGCCAUUCAUAUGAUGCAAAGGUGCAGGCUGCCAGCGCCCGCUGCUUUACGAGGAUUUCUAUAGCUCACGCCGCUGGAACGGCUGACGUUUUGCAGAUGAUGCUCCAUACUUACCAUGCUCAUCAUCGAGAUGCUGAAGCACGCAAAUGGAUAGCCUUGGGAGUUGCAAUGUUGCAAGGCGUAGCAGUUGCACAUCCCGAAGUCUCCCAUAUUCUGUGCCAAGUCAUCCAAGACUAUCCUCGGGAUGCGGAAGUGCAAUACAUAGCUUCGCUGGGAAUGGCAAAUGUUGCAUUUGGUUUGCCGCCUGCUGUGGGUGUCAGAGGAGUCUCACCUUGGCUAGCAAAGAGGCAUGAAAAGACAAAUCAAUUGGAAGAUCAGGCUAGCAAGCGCAUCGUCAGAAAGGCAUUGAUGAUAGAUGCCUCUUACUGUAACUGGUUGUGCAAAAGGUUCCAGAGACUUCGCCCUCAUGUCAGCAGGUGGAACGACUUGCAAAAGAUGAAGCAAUCCAAGAGGUGCUGGGACUAG
Messenger RNA from Cladocopium goreaui, 1644 nucleotides. NCBI's taxonomy places the organism in Eukaryota, Dinophyceae, Suessiales, Symbiodiniaceae. The record is from the annotation of a GenBank genome assembly.